AUGGCUAGUCUUAGCUACUGCACUGCUUCGAAAUUGGAACCAAACAUUCAAGAAUUCAACUCAGAAAUGGAAAUGCAGCUUCCUCCAGAACUUCUUUUUGAUUUCAACUAUGAUGAUGAACUGAGCUUUUAUAAUGAUCCAGAGGAUUGCUAUUUCGAUCCAUUUUUCGACACCAACGAGUUCAUUUUACCAAUGGAAAGUACUCACAAUUCUUCUUUCAUGCCAGAGUACUGUGAUUUCGAGAGCACCCCAAAACAACAGAAGGUCUUUCAAGACAACUGCCUUCCAGAUAUAAUAACACCAUCUAACAAUUCUUCUUUCAUGCCAGAGUACUCCAUUUUUGAGAGCAAAUCAACACAACAAAAGGUCUUUCAGGACAACUGCCUUCCAAAUAUAAUAACAUCGUCUCACAAUUCUUCUCUCAUGCCAGAGUACUCUGUUAUCGAGAGCACCCCCAAAAGGCAAAAGGUCUUUCAAGACAACUGCCUUCUUCCAGAUAUAAUAACGUCGUCUAACAACUUGUUCAACGGGUUUGUACCAAAUCCUCCAAUCUUUCAAGAUUUCGCCUCGUUUUCGAUUCCAGAAAUUCCUAUGCCUGUUUUUAGUAACGGAUGCUGCAACAAUAACGCUGAGGUUGUUGUGAAGAAAAGUAAUAAUGAGAAGAAGAUGUCAGCACAAAGCAUAGCGGCGAGGCAAAGGAGGAAGAAAAUUACUGAGAAGACACAAGAAUUGGGGAAGUUGAUACCCGGUGGACAUAGGAUGAACACUGCUGAAAUGCUUCAAGCUACUUUCAAGUAUAUUAAGUUCUUGCAAGCACAAGCUGGACUUCUUGAGUUCAUGGGAUCAUAUCAGGAGAAUGAGAAAUCAUUUCAGACAACAGAUUUGCACAAACUCGUUGGAUCUUCCUUGAUUCAGGAGAAGUUGUAUUCAAGUGAAAAGUGCUUAGUUCCAAAAGUGUUCCUUGAAGCCCUAGAGAAUAAUCAUGAAGUCCAAAAUUCACAAGGACUUGAGGUUGAGGAAGUUAAGCCUUUGAUUAGAUGA
This is a messenger RNA of Lycium barbarum (goji berry), 1041 nucleotides long. Its product is annotated as transcription factor bHLH52-like. The coding region runs from base 1 to 1041 and encodes 346 amino acids. Gene Ontology annotation, molecular function: DNA-binding transcription factor activity; protein dimerization activity. The transcript has 2 exons. Lineage: Eukaryota; Viridiplantae; Streptophyta; Magnoliopsida; Solanales; Solanaceae. Gene Ontology annotation, biological process: regulation of DNA-templated transcription. The record is from RefSeq and is a predicted model, not a curated record.